Molecule: messenger RNA, 942 nt
Organism: Porites lobata
Lineage: Eukaryota; Metazoa; Cnidaria; Anthozoa; Scleractinia; Poritidae
Source: the annotation of a GenBank genome assembly
AUGGUAUACAAUUGUCUCUAUUUGCAGGUUUUAAAAGGAAAUACUAAUUGGGUAGACGUUGUGAAGAAUUCUAUUCCAGUGAUUUACGCUCGAUAUAUUCGUCUUUACCCUGUGAGUUGGUACAUUAGAGGAUGCAUCAGAAUGGAGCUUUAUGGGCAGCCUUGGUCAGAAGGUGAUAUAUUAAAACGUUUUGCCUUAUGCAGGUUUCCUAAGUUAACUGUUUUCGAUAUAGAACUUGACGAGAAUCAUAUUUGUGACACUGUCAAAGCCCAGAGAAAACCUUCGAGAUCUUUUAUUAUUUUCCCUACAGAUUUUGGGCUCCUUUGGUUCCAUAGUUUUAGGGUGAUGGCUCAGUCUUCUUUAGGAAUGACAUAUUUAAGCAAAGACAGCAUAUCCUACAUUGCUUAUUUCCCUAGCUAUAGACUUGGUUUUAGAACUGAUAGAGGGUAACUGAUAGAAGGCAAUCACAAAAUCUUUCAAACAUUAUUGCCUCUUUCAAGGGAUCUGCUUUAUUGUUCUGUUAGUCUUUUUUAGUCGUUUGGCCGUCCCUACCACGGCAAAAGCCAAGCAUAUGUUCUCCCUGAUAAGGUUGCGUAGCUUAAAAGACAAUGGCUCUAGAGAUGAGUCUUAUUACAAACACUUGUCAGGGACUCCUUUUAUUCAGUUUUACUUUUUUGUCUAGUUCCAGCCAAGUUAUUUGCCCCAGUGGCUCCUGAUAAGGCCUUACUCGGUCACGUGAGGUCCACGUUGAAUAACACCAACGUCAUGGAGUGCUUUAAAUUGUGCUUAGUAACCACGCAGUGCAAGUCUUUCAACUUCUGCCACCAGCUGAAAACGUGUGAAGUCAGCGAUUCCACAACCACAAGCUCAGCAAAUGGACUUGAAGAUCACCAAGGAUGUAAUUACUACGAACCUGAGUCUUACCAAUGGAUUACUCCUUGA